This is a messenger RNA of Sphaeramia orbicularis (orbiculate cardinalfish), 2811 nucleotides long. Its product is annotated as mitochondrial import inner membrane translocase subunit TIM44-like. Gene Ontology annotation, molecular function: protein-folding chaperone binding. Bases 33 to 1379 code for a protein of 448 amino acids. The transcript has 13 exons. Gene Ontology annotation, cellular component: mitochondrial inner membrane. Gene Ontology annotation, biological process: protein import into mitochondrial matrix. The record is from RefSeq and is a predicted model, not a curated record. Lineage: Eukaryota; Metazoa; Chordata; Actinopteri; Kurtiformes; Apogonidae.
GCACGUGUUUCUUCGCUCAGUUGAAGAUCAAGAUGGCAGCCUCCUUGUGUCGGUGCUACGAGCUGGUUGGCAGACGUGCCACAGCCCUCUGCUCUCGGCCUUUGGUCUCAUCCAUUUGGAAACGAGAUGGAGAUGUCUACCGGUUACUCAGGAGUCCAGCUGCACCUGUUCAGGUGAGAUAUGCUUCAGGUCGUAAAGGUUUUCUGGGAGAGUUUGUGGAUAACCUGCGUCAGGAGUUCAACAAAGAUCAGGAGAUGAAGGAGAAUAUUAAAAAGUUCAGAGAAGAGGCCAAGAAGCUUGAAGAGUCUGAUGCUCUCCAACAAGCCCGCAGAAAAUAUAAAUCCAUAGAGGCUGAGACAGUGAAGACGUCUGAGGUCUUAAAGAAGACUUUUGGCUCUUUAUCCGACACUAUGAAGGAGGGUCUUGAGGAGGUGAGUCGUACUGACCUCGGGAAGAAGAUCCGAGAGGGUGUGGAGGGGGCUGCGAGGACAGCCAUCCACUCUGCAGAGUCUGUUUCUAAAGGAGGAGAAAAACUGGGCAAAACCAAUGCAUUCAAGGCCAUCUCACAGGGAGUUGAAGCUGUGAAGAAGGAGAUAGAUGUUGGUGAUGCCGGUCCAUACAGGGCUCCUUCUCAGCUGAGGAAGAGGACCGAGUUCUCCUCUAAAGGAGCAGACACCGACUCAAGGGUGUUUGAAGCCAAUGAGGAGGCUAUGGGUGUUGUUCUCCACAAGGAUUCCAAGUGGUAUCAGCAGUGGAAGGACUUCAAGGACAACAACACAGUUUUCAACAGAUUUUUUGAGAUGAAGAUGAAGUAUGAUGAAAGUGACAACGUUGUCAUCAGAGCAUCCAGAGCGGUGACGGACCGGGUCACGGGCUUCUUAGGCGGUCUUUUCUCUAAGACAGAAAUGUCCGAGGUGUUGACGGAGAUCUUGAAGGCAGACCCCACCUUCGACAAAGACUCUUUUCUCAAACAGUGUGAGAAAGACAUUAUCCCCAACAUAUUGGAGGCAAUGAUCCGUGGAGAGCUGGAUGUAUUAAAGGACUGGUGCUAUGAAGCGACGUACAGUCAGCUGGCUCACCCCAUCCAACAGGCCCGAGCACUGGGUCUCCUCUUCCAGUCCAAAAUCCUUGACAUCGAUAACAUAGAUCUAGCAAUGGGUAAGAUGAUGGACCAGGGCCCGGUGUUGAUCAUCACCUUCCAGGCUCAGGUCGUCAUGGUGAUCCGCAGCCCCAAAGGAGACAUAGUGGAAGGAGAUCCGGGGAAGGUGAUGAGGAUGAUGUAUGUUUGGGCACUGUGUCGUGACCAGGAGGAGCUGAACCCGAACGCCGCCUGGAGACUCCUGGACAUCUCGGCCUCCAGCACUGAGCAGGUUCUCUAGGAGGGAAACGCUGUUCUGGGACACACAGACUGAGAGAGAGGCCAGAGGAUACAAGGAUGUGCCUGGAAUACUGAGCGGUCAUUCAUAAAUGUUAACAUCUGAGGGCAGAGCAGAGCCACGUGGUGGUGAAACGCCAGUGACUUGUACACAACCCCGUGUCUCCCCAGAGGAUUUCAUGCACAGAUUUCCUCACUCCAACAUUAAACUCUACAUGAAGACAAACAAUACAAAUCCAUCGAAAUGUGUCCACCUGCAUACGAUGUGUGCGAUGUGAUCUCUGGAGCUUUUCUUUCCAGCUACAGAUUGGAGAGUGAAUAUAGCACAUAAAUCUUAUUUUCUGAGGGGACAGAGUUAUUGUUGUCACUAAAUGGCCAUCAGAGGAGUCUGCCAUAGAUGGUGAUGAAGAAUGGACAUCAUUGACAUCAGCAGAUAGUUUUCUUUGGUUCUCUCUGGUUUUCACAUUAAAAAUAACUUCAUUGAAGGCUUAACGCACGUGAAAUACCAUGAAGAUUAGAUCAAAUACAUAAGUUGUAAUGACUUUUAGGGUCCAUCCUGUUGUAUGUACUGUAGUUUCAAGAACCCAGUGCAUCAUCUGAGAAAUGCAGCUAAUGAUUUCUCAUGUUGCUGUUCACUGGGUUAACUACAUGCAGUAAGUCCUGAAUUAAAAUAAUGUGUGUAUAUAUAAAUCUAAAUGAUAAUAUAAGCUCUUAAAGCUGUGUAAAUGUAUUCAUUGUGAAGCGCUGCUUCUUUAUGAAUUUGGGCGGGACCGCAUAAUGGCAGCUUUACGGUUUGAGGAUCAUUUGCCAUCUCAUGUUGCACAUUUUAAAGCCAUCUUUGUCAUCUUGUCUGUUUGUUUUACUGUGGAUAUUCAACAGGUUCAUUCUCAAUAUGAAAACUUGAAUCAACAAGUACAGUACUGUUCUGCUGCUGCUGUUAUUGACUUUUAUCAUUGUUCUGUGUGACUGUAGGUCUGCUUCUCACACGUCACUGGAAACUGAACACGAUUGUACCUUUAAUCAGUUUUAUUUGCCUAUAAAGACGUCUGCACAUGAAGUGGAGCUGACCAAGGAAUAGAUGUUUAAGGUAUCGUCCAUGUGACAUGACUGAAAAAGAGCCUUUAAAUGUGUUUUGCAUGGAGGAAAGGUGAUUGACACAAUGCAUGCCAAUGUGUAAAGAGAAAGCCUGAAAUGUGUAAUCUAAUGAGAAGGUUGUACAGAUUUAACCCUCGACUCUGCAGUGAUGUCAUGAAAUACCGUUAAUGUACGUCAACAUUUCAGACAUUCCCUGGGUGUUCAUUUCAAGCAUCAAUCCAGUAUUUCUUACUUUCUGGCAUAUUGUACAAUGUUUACCAACCCUAUUCAUGCUACCUAGAUGUCAAUUGUUUCCAUCUUGAGCUCAAGAUUCCCAACAUUAAAUGGUCAGAUUGACAGAC